Molecule: messenger RNA, 1830 nt
Organism: Suillus clintonianus
Lineage: Eukaryota; Fungi; Basidiomycota; Agaricomycetes; Boletales; Suillaceae
Exons: 9
Coding region: 89-1750 (553 amino acids)
Source: RefSeq, a predicted model, not a curated record
CAUCGCUCUUCUCGAAGCUUGCAUGCGUUACAUGCAGUAUUAAAAUUUGUUCGGACAGGCUGGAUGUAUAGAUUGUUGUAUAGUACAUAUGGGCCACAAAGAUCAGCGACCUUUGACGCAAGAUGAUUUGAAAACAGCUCUUCGAAAAAGAGACGAACAGAUUACCUGCCUGGAGGCCCGGGUAGAAGCCUAUAUUGCUCGAACAUCAGAGACGCAGGCUCGCCUUCUUACAACUAUUGACAUCGUUGAUUCUCUAAAGGCUCAACAUAUAAUCGACUUGGCGGUGAAGGAACGCGAGAGGGUGAAUUUGUCCCAUGAAACUGAACGUUGGAGAACCUUUGCGAAGGGGCUCGAAGUUGAGCGAGAUGAUCUCAAAGAUGUCGUCGAGGACUUGAUUCAGAAAGUCCAGAUUUCCAGUGACUGGAGUAUGUGGCCUUGCAGUCGCAUGGAUAUAACAAAACAUCUACAUCAACUCCCUGAGAACCAUUUCAAAUCCAGUGAUACAGGCUGCAGGCAUUCUGAGGAUAUCAUGGAGUACGGUGCUUCUGUCAUCACUAGGCUGCGCACCGAGCUUGACCACGAGCGCAAAGCUCAUUGCAAGGCUGUGGAGGAAGCCAACCUCCGUAUCUCUGAACUGGAGGCUAAAGUCGCCGUACGCGAGGCCGAGCUAGAAACAUCCAUUCGAAACCAACAAAAGAGGGAACUGGACCGUUUGUGCCAACCUCGAAACCCUGAAAGCGAAAUACCACCUCCAAAACCAAUGACUGAUGAAGACUGUCUUCGUGUAUUAGCGGACAGCAACACCAGAAACAAAUCUCUUGAGAUUGAAAUACGGAGUUUGGCACGAAAACUUGAGUGCACGCGAGGCUCCGCGGGUUCAGUAGUCGACCCUUCGUCACCGCCGAGAAUUGCUUCUCCCGAUCGCCCGCACCAACCAGUCAUCCCGAGGCAACCUCCAACAACUAAUAUCGAACCUCAUUCCACAUCGACACGGAAUACUGUAUCGACCCUGCCAGCUGGUUCAGAUGUAAUCAUACGAACAUCAUCUCACGAUAGUCCCGCAGUAUCUUCUACUUCUGCAUCACAGCACUCUAUUGCGCAGCUGGAUGAUCAAAUUAACACAUAUGCUUCCCAGCUUGACGCCUUCAAAGCGGAGAGGAAGACUCUUAUUGAGAUGGCUGUGAGGAAACGUAGAGUGUCUGAUGGAGAACCUCCCGACUUUCCACAAAUCUUGGUUAUCGAGGAGGAAUGCGUGAGGCUGGCCUCUCAGGUCUCACAUCUUGAACAAGAACUUGAGCAUAGUCGAAGUUCUGCCAAGUCUCGCGAACAAGAACUGCUAAAGGAAAUUGACGCUCUCAAGCUGUCAUUGCAUCAGCAGUCACCAAGUCUUUAUCUCGCACACGAUGUCCAGCAUCUAGAUGAUGGUCUAGACGUCGAACAAAACAUGGAGCUAGCGACACCUUUGCAGCCCACCGCUAUUCUACCUUGGAACAACCCUGGUUUAACAACCCUCCCUAUAGACCCACUCCUGAUUCCACUCCCUUUCUCACCUAAAAGAAAUUCCUCGCCUGUCAUCCCAUUAUCUCGUCCACUGCCGCGCCCAUCCAGCCCCCAUCCUAUAAAACUCAGGCGACUUGAAGAGAGAUUGGAAGUAGCCAGGGUUCAACUGACCGCGAAGGAGCAAGCUCUCGAUCAGCUCAAAAUCGAUAUGGAAGAACUCCGACACCUACUCCCAGAGGAGCCGCCGUGAUGUCGAAGAUGAAAUCUUGUGUUAUUGAUAUUUCUGCCACAUGUAUCUUGUAACUAUGUAUCUGUAACUAUUUGACUGUA